AUGGAAAGAGGUGUUGAUUCUGGAAUGUCUGAUCGUCCUAAGUCGGAUGGUAGAGAAGUGCAUGAUCGUGGGAAACCUCCCAUCUUGGGUAAGGGUUUUGCGAAUAAACCAUUGAAGAUUGAUGGUAAUACACGUAUUCCUCGUAGGGGCACCGUUCAGAAUGUGCAAUUGGAACCAAAGAAAAUCAAUAUGAUUGAUGAAUUGUUAAAGGUUACGGAGCCGGUAAUGGUUGAUAAUCUGAAACCUGAUCAGAAUCAUGAGGAGCUGAAUAGUGAUGAAGUUAGCGACCAGGUUGCAGAUAACCUGAUGAAGCCGGCUGUGCAAACAUCAGUAGGUGAGGGUUCGGGUUCGGGAAUCAAUUUGGCAGCGGAUGGAAGUCAGGGAUCCUCUUUGAACCAUGCAGAUACGGUUAAACCUUUGUCAUAUGCAGCCAAGGUAAGUGCAAAUAAUUCUAAGAGGGUUAACUUUCGUGCAUUUGCUAGUUCAGUGAAGCAGGAUGGGUGCGAUGUUGUUUUGCCGAGGGAGUCUGUGCGUGCUAUGAAAGAUAAGCUGGCAAACACUUUGUAUGGGUAUUUUCUAGGAGAUCGUGUUGCUUUUCCUGUCGUUGAUUACUUUGUGUGGAAAAAUUGGAAGAAUUAUGGUUUAGAAAAAACGAUGAUGAAUGCGAAUGGGUUUUUCUUUUUUAAGUUUAGUGAUGAACUGGGUAUGAUGAAUGUUCUAAAGGACGGUCCGUGGAUUAUUAAAUCCCAACCGUUGUUUCUGAAUAACUGGACGCCAACAACUAAACUAGAAAAGAAAGAGGUUAAGAAGGUUCAAGUUUGGGUUAAAAUUCAUGAGGUCCCUAUUGCGGCUUAUACGGAAGAUGGUCUUAGCCUGAUUGCAAUGACAUUAGGGGAGCCGAAGAUGCUAGAUUCUUUUACUGCCUCGAUGUGCACGGAUUCGUGGGGUCGUAGUAGUUAUGCUAGAGCGUUGAUAGAGAUUUUGGCAGACAAAGAAAUGCGGGAAGAGGUCACCAUCGCUAUACCCGAGCCGGAGGGGGAGGGUUUUGUUAAGGUGACUAUGUACGUAGAGUAUGAAUGGAGUCCGUAUCGGUGUGCCAAGUGUUGCGUGUUUGGUCAUUCGAAUGAGAUGUGUCCGAAACAACCGUUGAAAGAAUCUAAAAUUCGAUAUGAGAGUCAAAAGCGUAUUAACCAACAAGUUAAAUCAGCAAAAAAAAAAAAAAACCACCCACUGUUGAUCAGGAUGGAUACACAGAAGUGUAUGGGAAGAAAAUGGCUCGUAGGGCUGGAAUUCCUGUUAACAAGCAAAAGUCGAAGUUCGAGUAGAGACCUGUGGGACCGAAACCUAAGGGGGACGGUAACAAUGCUUCAAGCUCUAAUACGUUCAGGUCGAAUAAUCCCUUUGAAAUCCUUAAUGCUGUUGAUCCAAGCUCGGGCCCAAAGGUUAAAGAUAGUUAGUAUUGCAGCGUGGAACAUUAGAGGGUUGAACCGCUCUCUUAAACAAUCAGAGGUUCGUCAAGCGGUAAAGGAUUAUAAUCUUAGUUUGUGUGCUAUUUUGGAAUCUCAUGUUGAUAUUGGUAAGCUUGAUAAAAUUUGCAAGUCCGUUUUUCGCAAUUGGGAUUGGACGUCUAAUGGGGCCAAAUGUGAUAAGGGUACAAGAAUUAUUAUUGGUUGGAAUCCAGCAGUCUUUGAUGUCAUGGUGUUAGACCAAUCUGAUCAGGUUAUGCAUCUCCAGCUCAUUUUUAAACUAGACAGGCGAAGGGUGUUUUGCUCUAUUGUAUAUGCGGCUAAUUAUUACAUUUCCCGUAGAAGUUUAUGGCAAAAUCUUUCAAUGCACAAAGUUUUAGUGGGUGGUGACCCCUGGUUCGUUAUGGGUGAUUUCAACUCGGCACUGAAUUUGGAAGACAAAUCCAUGGGGGUUUCAUCGAUUUCGGUUGGCAUGAAGGAUUUUCAAUCGUGUUUGGAUGAUAUUGAAAUGUUUGACAUUAAUAGUUCGGGUUUCCAUUUUACGUGGAACCAAAAACCGAAGAAGGGAGUUGGAUUACUAAAGAAAAUUGAUCGCGUGCUAGGAAAUACUCAGUUUGUGACUCUUUUCCCGCGAGCAGUGGCCUUAUUCCACCCGUAUAGACUGUCUGACCAUUGUCCAAGUAUUCUAAAAAUCCCGGAAGCUGAAUUUCUUGAUAUUGUCACUCGGGUUUGGAACACUAGAAUCAAUGGAGUGCACCAAUUUUGUGUUGUUAAAGGCUGCGGCUCCUCAAGAAGCCUCUUCGAGCAUUACUUUUUAAGCAAGGAAACCUGCAUAACAAAACCAAAGAUCUCCGGGCGAAACUCUAGCCUCCAACAGUCGAUUGAUCGUGAGCCUUUGAAUGUGGUCUUACAAGCUGAAGAAGCCACCAUUAUGAGUAGUUAUCAAGAAGCUUUACUGGAUGAGGAACGCUUUCUGAAAUAG
This is a messenger RNA of Helianthus annuus (common sunflower), 2448 nucleotides long. RefSeq lists its product as uncharacterized. The transcript has 3 exons. Gene Ontology annotation, molecular function: catalytic activity. Bases 1 to 2448 code for a protein of 815 amino acids. NCBI's taxonomy places the organism in Eukaryota, Viridiplantae, Streptophyta, Magnoliopsida, Asterales, Asteraceae. The record is from RefSeq and is a predicted model, not a curated record.